UUCAAUCCAACAGAGUAUGUAGCCCACAGAGGCUGACGCCAGCGACGCCGGGGAUAUGAUAGGAGAAGAAGGCGGCCCGGCGGGCCCAAAGGUCCUUCGUAUGCUUUACUUCGUCGGCGCCGGAUUCAUCUGCACUGCGGCGAUCAACAAGUGGCGAGAUCUCCAGCGAAAAUCAGCUCAGCAGCAUGCCGAUCAGUUGCCGGAAAAGCCUGCCAAUAAUCUCAGGUCCUAGGGUUCAUAUAUACUAUUCUAGUAACAGAAUAUUCUCAUGUCUUAUUUUGAUUUUGUUUUGCAUAGACUCUGAUUAUAGAUUUUGAAAUUGAAGUUUUUUGGUCGGUUUCAUCGUAGAAUUUGGACAAAUUUGAUCCAUUUUCAAGUAAAUUGAGAGCAUUUGCUGAUAAAAGCUCAUUAGUAUGUGCAUUUUGUGUGAGAAAUUGGGUCAUUUUGGUGUUUUGUUGAUCGAGUGAAUCUAUUCUCAAUAAUUAUUAACUUUUUAAUUGA
Molecule: messenger RNA, 501 nt
Organism: Vitis riparia (riverbank grape)
Lineage: Eukaryota; Viridiplantae; Streptophyta; Magnoliopsida; Vitales; Vitaceae
Exons: 2
Coding region: 56-232 (58 amino acids)
Source: RefSeq, a predicted model, not a curated record